Opisthorchis viverrini is the source of this 1089-nucleotide messenger RNA. RefSeq lists its product as hypothetical. Bases 1 to 1089 code for a protein of 362 amino acids. The transcript is spliced from 8 exons. NCBI's taxonomy places the organism in Eukaryota, Metazoa, Platyhelminthes, Trematoda, Opisthorchiida, Opisthorchiidae. The record is from RefSeq and is a predicted model, not a curated record.
AUGAAUGCUCAAGCAGGUCGUCUGAGCUCCUUGGAAUCAUCUUUGGGCGGUCGAUUCGGUGUCGAUGCUCGCCGCACAGACAACGGCGGUCGCCUCCUUCAUUUAUGUGCUGAUCAUGAACUGUUUCUGGCAAGUCUUCAAAGCCCUGGUGUUCAGUUCGUUGCUGGUGCGAAUGUUGUUGAUCUGGAGUACGCAGAUGACAUUGUCUUAAUCUUCGAAGACAAAGGCGAAGCAUACGCGCUGUUGAGUGAACUGACCGCCAUCAUGCUAUCUUUCGGCAUGCGUCUUUCACUUUCAAACUGCAAGGUCCUGCUUCAGAACUUGCUGUCUUUGAACAUACCCUUACAGCUUAAGAUACUUGAAAAUUUGAGCAUGUCCCGGUUUAUACCUCCGUUCAACAUACCUACUUCGCUCCAACCAAGUAACUUCUACACAUCAGAUGCUAAAGAUGCUGUGUUCAACUUCACUGGAGUCCGGACUACUCCUGCUAUAGUAGAGCGCAGCUGUGCCUAUGCACCAGCGCCACCUGGUUCCACGUUGCGAGAAAAACGGAAAUCGGAGAGCAUUACACCCGGGUCGGAAGAGGAUGUACCGCCGCUCAAAGUAUACCUGAGCGAGACUGCUAUGUCGAACCACUUCGCGGAAAUGCGACUCUCAACUCAGGACGGUGAGUGCCUCGUAUCCACUACACCGGAUCGGACGUCUUCACAAGCUCUGACUGGCGCAGAUUUUGAUGAUCUUGGGCUGCCUGUAGAUCAGGAUACAGACCAACCCGCAGAUGGAGGUGAUGAUACCCCGGUUUUUGAAUUAUCCCAGUGUUUGAAAGACCACUUGAAAGAAUUUCCGCCAGAGUAUCCUAAGGAGAAACUGUUGCGGAAAAUUUCUGACGCUGAGAGGGAUACUUUCUAUCGAGAAUUAUCCGGGCUCAUUCGCCAAGCAAUAAGCACUGAGUCUGUGAACAUUGCGGAUUAUGUGAAUCCCCAACUCGGUCAUGUGAUCUUUUUGGAAUCACAUUUAGACGACUUAGAACCACUCCUCGAGUUGUGUGCUGACCAUCAUCUGUUUGACGAGUACGAUUUUUCGACGUAA